CUCUCUCGUCUCCCUUGUCUUUUUGUUUAAUCAUAAACAUUAUGGCUCUCAAGGCCGUCCACGUCUCCGACGUCCCGAAUCUCGAUCAGGUGCCGGAAAAUGCUUCUAUGGCGCUCUAUUCCUCCCGCUUCGCCAAAGGUGCGGAGAUGAAUCGGGCUGCACCGAGGAUACCCAGGUUUCUAGUGAUCGGACACAGAGGGAACGGAAUGAACGCGCUACAGUCGUCCGAUCGGAGAAUGAGAGCCAUUAAAGAGAACUCCAUCAUGUCCUUCAACGCCGCCGCCAGAUUCCCUAUCGAUUUCGUCGAAUUCGAUGUUCAGGUAACCAAAGAUGACUGUCCGGAUUUUCACGACGAUUUCAUCCUCUCCGAAGAAAAUGGGACUGUGUUUCAGAGGAGAAUUAACGAACUGAGUCUGUCCGAAUUCCUAAAUUAUGGUCCGCAAAGAGAGCCAGGGAAGGAAGGAAAGACAUUGUUGAGGAAAACCAAAGAUGGUAAAAUAGUAAAAUGGGAUGUCGAAAAUGAUGACCCUCUCUGCACGCUCCAAGAGGCAUUUGAGCAGGUCGAUCCAUCUCUCGGCUUCAACAUCGAGCUGAAAUUCGAUGAUAACAUUGUUUACCAGGACGACUAUCUCUUCCGCGUCCUUCAGUCCGUCUUGCAAGUGGUGUUUGAGUGUGGCAGAGAUAGGCCGAUCAUUUUCUCAAGCUUCCAACCUGAUGCCGCCCUGUUGGUUAAAAAGUUGCAGAACACCUACCCUGUCUUUUUCUUAACAAAUGGUGGGACUGAGCUUUACUAUGAUGUGCGAAGGAAUUCUUUGGAGGAGGCGAUAAAGCUGUGUUUCGAGGGUGGUUUACACGGUAUUGUGUCGGAGGUUAAAGGCGUGUUCAGAAAUCCCGCGGCGGUAACCAAGAUCAAAGAGGCCAAGCUUUCACUCCUAACUUACGGCAAAUUGAACAAUGUGCCGGAAGCAGUUUACAUGCAAUACCUAAUGGGGAUCGAGGGAGUGAUAGUGGAUUUUGUGAAAGAGAUCACGGAGGCAGUGUCGGAUAUGAUUAAGCCAUUAGGUGGGGCGGAGGAAGACGGGGAGAAGCGUUUGUUGGAAGAAGGCGGGCCGAUGCAGGUGAAAUCAAAGCCGGAGUUCUCAGAGAGGGAGCUUUCUUUUCUAUUGAAGCUGAUUCCGGAGUUGAUACAGCUUUGAGAUUGUUUUCAAGAUUUUGUUUUCUCCUUUGUAAAAUUAAAGUAGGGGGCAUAAGCAUAUGCAUACUCAUCAUUCAGGUUGUGGAGGUUGUCGCAUCAGGAUAUAUGCAGUAUUGUUGUACAUAUAAUUUAGUUCCUUGAGGGUCACAAAUACUAUACACAUAAGUUGUGCGCUCCUCCAUAUGUAUCUCAGAACAGAAAGUUUUAUGUUAAUUAGUUGAGCAUCAGCAGUUUGUUUUCA
Messenger RNA from Pyrus x bretschneideri (Chinese white pear), 1436 nucleotides. RefSeq names its product glycerophosphodiester phosphodiesterase GDPD1, chloroplastic. NCBI's taxonomy places the organism in Eukaryota, Viridiplantae, Streptophyta, Magnoliopsida, Rosales, Rosaceae. Gene Ontology annotation, biological process: glycerophospholipid catabolic process. The record is from RefSeq and is a predicted model, not a curated record. Gene Ontology annotation, molecular function: phosphoric diester hydrolase activity.